GUGCGGCUCUCGCGUCCUCCGCCGCGGGCCGCGGCAGCCAUGCCGGACAGCUGGGACAAGGACGUUUACCCCGAGCCCCCGCGCCGCACGCCGGCGCCCUCGCCGCAGACCUCGCUGCCCAAUCCCAUCGUCUACUUGACCAAAGCCUUCGACCUUGUCGUGGACCGGCCCGUGACCCUCGUGAGAGAGUUUAUAGAGCAGCAGCACGCAAAGAACAGGUAUUACUACUACCACCGGCAGUACCGCCGCGUGCCGGACAUCACUGAAUGCAAGGAGAAGGACGUGUUGUGCAUGUUUGAAGCCGAAAUGCAAUGGAGAAGAGACUACAAAGUCGAUCAAGAAAUUGUCAAUAUUAUCCAGGAGAGGCUUAAAGCCUGUCAGCAGAGGGAAGGCGAGAGCUACAGGCAGAACUGUGCCAAGGAGCUGGAGCAGUUCACCCAGGUGGCCAAGGCCUACCAGGAUCGUUAUCAAGACCUGGGGGCCCAUCAGUCUGCCAGGAAGUGCCUGGCAAAGCAGAAGCAGAGGAUGAUGGCCGAGAGGAAAACUGCGAAAGAGUCUGCUGCUGCCUAGCUGUGGAGCCCCCUCCCUGACUGCCACUAUAUUCCUUAAAUAAAACAAUACGUAACCUGC
Galeopterus variegatus (Sunda flying lemur) is the source of this 630-nucleotide messenger RNA. RefSeq names its product NADH dehydrogenase (ubiquinone) 1 beta subcomplex, 10, 22kDa (gene NDUFB10). The coding region runs from base 40 to 570 and encodes 176 amino acids. The record is from RefSeq and is a predicted model, not a curated record. Lineage: Eukaryota; Metazoa; Chordata; Mammalia; Dermoptera; Cynocephalidae. The transcript is spliced from 4 exons.